GGAAGAUUAUGACCGUAAGUUUUCUCGUGAUCGUGGAUAUGUUUUGGUAUAUCCAGAUGGUAAAUUGGCCAAUACUAUUCCAGGCAGUUCAGAAACGUUUACGAUGUGUAAACAUAAAGAAGAUCUAUGCAAAGCAUAUUCUCGAAUUACUUUGUAUCUUUGCCCAGUGGGUCCAUUGAAGGAAAGUAGUGGCAGUGAGCUUCCAAUAUCGGAAUAUUUUCAAAGUGAAUACGAGGUAGAGGACGAAUAUUUGGUAUAUGAUGAAAAUAAUGAAGGCUUACAGCCUUCAGAUGUCCAACUAGGUGCUGUUCAAAUUGAAGAUGACCAUGACGUAAUUCAGUCAUUUUCUGUGGAAGAUUUUAUGCCAAUGGGUUUUGAUGAGAACAAAGCUGUUAAGGAGGCCAUAAGAAAAAGCUUAUAUCAGCAUGAAUGUUCAGACAGUGGUCAGCAUGUUGAAAAUUCUAAUGAAGAAAAACAAAACUUAGAUCACAAAACUCUCAUGCACCACAUAAUAGAACAUGCCAAGGCUGAAGUUACAGGAGAGCUUCGGCAAAUUGUAAUCAGUAGGCUGAAUAUUUGGGGUACAACAGAACCAUAUUUCAGGCGAAAAGGCUUUUGAAACGAAAAGGCACACUGAAUGUCACAUUUGCUGCUAUUCAAACUGAAGAGGAAGAGGAUGCGAUUGAUAAUGGUGGUCCUCGGAGAGAGCUUUUUCACCUACUUAUCAAAUCAAUCAUCAAAGACAGCAAAUGUUUUUUAGGUAAGGCUAUUGUAGGUCAAUGUGAAAAUCAUGUGACAUCUAA
Xenia sp. Carnegie-2017 is the source of this 803-nucleotide messenger RNA. RefSeq lists its product as uncharacterized. The record is from RefSeq and is a predicted model, not a curated record. The transcript is spliced from 2 exons. Lineage: Eukaryota; Metazoa; Cnidaria; Anthozoa; Malacalcyonacea; Xeniidae. The coding region runs from base 104 to 619 and encodes 171 amino acids.